Messenger RNA from Rhineura floridana, 1927 nucleotides. Its product is annotated as mitotic checkpoint protein BUB3-like. Gene Ontology annotation, cellular component: kinetochore; bub1-bub3 complex; mitotic checkpoint complex. The record is from RefSeq and is a predicted model, not a curated record. The transcript has 6 exons. The coding region runs from base 196 to 882 and encodes 228 amino acids. NCBI's taxonomy places the organism in Eukaryota, Metazoa, Chordata, Lepidosauria, Squamata, Rhineuridae. Gene Ontology annotation, biological process: mitotic spindle assembly checkpoint signaling. Gene Ontology annotation, molecular function: ubiquitin binding.
GAGAGAAUCUUCUUGGGUGAACAGAUAGGAACCUUCUGUAAUGAGGAAGAGUGUUGGUCCUUUUUUGCCUCCCCCUUUCCUAGCCUGUCAGCAUGAUGCAAAUGACCGAUAUAGGUGUAUACGUUGUCUGUGUCUGGUGACAGACUGAUAGUGGGAACAGCUGGUCGGAGAGUUUUGGUAUGGGACUUACGAAACAUGGGCUGUGUUCAACAGAGAAGAGAAUCAAGUCUUAAAUAUCAAACUCGUUGCAUCAGAGCAUUCCCUAACAAACAGGGUUAUGUGUUAAGCUCUAUCCAUGGUUUUGUUGCUGUUGAGUAUUUGGAUCCAAGUUUGGAGGUACAGAAGAAGAAAUACACUUUCAGAUGUCACAGAUUGAAGAAUACAGUUGAACAGAUUUAUCCAGUCAAUGCCGUCUCUUUCCACAAUGUUCAGAACACAUUUGCUACAGGUGGUUCUGAUGGCUUCAUCAAUAUUUGGGAUCCAUUCAAGAAAAAGAGACUCUAUUGGUUCCAUCGCUAUCCUACCAGCAUAGCAUCUCUAGCCUUCAGUAAUGAUGGAACCACCCUUGCAAUUGCAUCAUCUUAUAUGUAUGAAAUGGGUGACAUUGAACAUUCUGAAGAUGGUAUCUAUAUUCCGCAAGUGACAGAUGCCAAAACAAAACCCAAGCAGGAUGGCUCGCCUACCGUUGGUAAACCUCCUGCCUCCUGUCGCUCCCGAGUCUCCACCACAGCUCUCUCCUGUCUCUCCCGUCUCCACUCCUCGUUGCUUCCCCGCCGCAUCCAGUGGCUCCUUCUCCUCAUCGAGACCGAAAACGCCUCAUCUUCUUUCUCGGGUUCCUGUUCUUCUGGAGCGGCCGAUGGAGGGUGUGCCGUGUCGCGUUGAUAGUAUUACGGCCUCUCCCUCCCCUUCCGCAGCGGACGAAGCUGCCGAGGACGAGGCGGGCAGCGCGGACAGCGCUGCUGUACCUGGGCCGCUCCACACCCACAGCCAGCCGACUCCUCCGCACAAACAGGAGAUAUCCCGAGGCCGCCAGAGCAACCAAGCAACCAAGCAACCAAGCAGCGGAGGCUAGAGGGCCGCAGCGGGAAACGCAGGUCAUAGCAGCAGUGGAAAAGCGGCAGUGGAUUGCUGCCGGAAGGUACGGGCUAGGAAGGCACAGUAUCAUGCUGGAUUGGACUCUCACUCAAGGGGCAUGAAACCACUUUCCAUCAAAACACACUACUCCAGAUCACCUCCAGGCUCUCAUCCUGGAAGUGGCCCAGAGAAAAACAAGAAACGCCCCCAGAAGAAAACAAUCAACACCACACAUAAAACCCUGCCCUGCAAAAUUAAUUAAAAGGGGGUGAGCCCAAGCCCUCAUCACACCCCAAAGAGGCAACCGCCUUCAGGGUCUACUUAACUUCUGACAAAAAGCUUCAGUGAUUUUCUCUUUCAAAGAUUUGUCCACCGGCUCCCUGCAAGACAAGCUUAAAGCAAAACUUGGAUUAAAUGAAGAUACAUUUCCAGUAAUGAUUUCACUGAAAGUAGUGUUUUGUGUAAUCUUUAUACUCUAUUUCAUUCUUUUCUUUUUAGUUUAUCCAUGAAACAGUGCAGGAAAAGGAAGAAGGGGAAGCUGCUACCUGCACCUAUGCCAAAUACUGGUACAAAAAAAAAAAGGCAAAAAAAUUAUGUGUGCCUAAAGGUGGGAGUGCAUUGCAAACCAGGAUGCCUGUCAUGUGAGCAGCCGCAGCUAGCACAAAACUCCCCCAAUUUUCCAGGCUUGGAAUAUUUCUGGAAUCAUUUAUCACAGAAAUGAAUGCUAAAUGUCCACUAUAUUUCACUAGCUUUCCGGAACUAGCUUUUACAUCAUGUGAAAGAUCAAAUAAAAUGCAAAAAUUACGAGGUAAGAAAUUGUUGAAAAAACAGAAUAAAGUGCAUUGUGAAAGCA